CUGUGACACAAGUAAUUAGUAGAAGAACAUUAACAUCUCACCAAUUCUGGGCACCCAUUUCUCUUCUGAAUCAAACCAUAUAGAUCCUCCUCUCAGUUUUCCCACAAAACCCAUGUUAUCAAAUUUCAAACAUACCCACUUAUGAAGGUCAAAGAUCAUAGCUUUGCAUUGGGUUUCAGUCUAGUUGCCCGAGCCCAUUGGCCUUGGCAGAGGCGACAGAGACUUGAACGACGACGCAGAAUCGGAAGGUGCCGCCAUUGAUUGGACUUAGUCGUCGGCUGGGUGGACUCGAUCGGUAACAUCCAAUCAAUGUGAGAACUCGCCGCUUGUGUAAUUAUUGUGUAAUUUAAUAUUAGAAAAUUGUGAGAACAAGCCACUUGUCCGAGUGUGGCUGACACCCCCCUAUAGAUUGAAGCACACCAGAAAACAGAGACGCAAAGCAAAGCAAUAACGCAAUGGCGGAGUUUGAAGUGAAGAACAAGCAAGUGUUGUUCAAAAACUAUGUCGAAGGCUUUCCCAAAGAGUCGGACAUGAUGGUUACAGAUGCUUCCACCAUCAGACUCAAAGUUCCGGCAGAUGCUCCCAAUUCCGUUUUGCUCAAGAACCUCUACUUGUCCUGCGAUCCAGUCAUGCGCAUCCUCAUGAGGAAACCUGGAGACGAAACUUCAUCUUAUUUUACGCCCUAUGCCCCUGGCUCCCCUUUGAGUGGGUAUGGAGUGGGUGAAGUUGUAGAUUCUGGGCACCCAGACUUUAAGGAAGGUGACCUUGUCUGGGGAACAACCAAAUGGGAACACUACACCUUAAUCACACAACCAGAAAGCCUCCAUAAGAUACAUUGUACCUCCAGAAAGCCUCCAUAAGCCUCCAUAAGUGUA
Molecule: messenger RNA, 875 nt
Organism: Rosa rugosa (rugosa rose)
Lineage: Eukaryota; Viridiplantae; Streptophyta; Magnoliopsida; Rosales; Rosaceae
Product: 2-alkenal reductase (NADP(+)-dependent)-like
Exons: 2
Coding region: 456-860 (134 amino acids)
Molecular function (GO): 2-alkenal reductase [NAD(P)H] activity
Source: RefSeq, a predicted model, not a curated record